GGAAGCGGCUUGGGCUUCUGGGCGCGCGGAUAUGGCGGAGGCUGUGCGGGAGGAGCUCUCGGCGUUGGCCGCGAUUUUCUGCGGGCCCCGCGAGUGGGAGAUGUUGAGCUGUUCAGAGACAGAUGGGGCUGUACUGAAAAUUCACACGACAGCUGAAGGACUUGUGGGUGAGGCCGUGCCCUUAGAGCUGGUGUUCCAUUUACCAGCCGGCUACCCUUCGUGUCUACCUGGGGUCUCCGUCAACUCGGAACAGCUGACCAGGGCCCAGUGUCUUACGGUGAAGGAGAAGUUACUCGAUGAAGCCGGGAAGCUUCUGUCAGAACCUAUGGUCCACGAGCUGGUUCUUUGGGUUCAGCAGAAUCUGAGGCUCGUCCUCAGCCGGCCAGAGACUGCAGGCAGCAGUUCGAAGUGUACUUUGCCAGAAAGCACGGCCGUGGAUGACGGAUUGUGGAUAACUCUUUUGCAUUUAGAUCACAUGAGAGCAAGGACUAAAUAUGUCAAAGCUGUGGAGAAGUGGGCUUCUGAGUUAAGGCUGACAGGAAGACUGAUGUUCAUGGGCAAAAUAAUACUGAUUUUACUACAAGGAGACAGAAGCAACAUCAAGGAGUACCUGAUUCUUCAGAAAACCUCCAAAGUAGAUGUGGACUCAAGUGGAAAGAAAUGCAAAGAGAAAAUGAUUAGUGUACUGUCUGAAACAAAAGUACAAACGGAACACAAAAGGUUUCUGGCGUUUGAAGUCAAAGAGUAUUCAACAUUGGAGGAGUUACAAAAGGAAUUUGAAACUGCGGGACUUCGGGAGCUCUUCUCAGAAUGUGUACUCGGGCUGGUAAAAUGAAGUGAAUGACAGGAACCAUGGGUAAAACAGCCGCUCCGUUGCUGAUUUCCUGAUGCCUUUGGGGAGGGGCUCGUUGAAGUAGUCACAAGAGAGCAAUCUAAAGUUUCUCUGAAGCAAAAUCAUUCUCAUUUCAGGAAGAAAGCGAGUUCUGUUUUAUGGAAUAUUAAACAUGAAAAGACCCCAUAUAUUCUAAUGUUUGCCAGAAAAGACUAGGUUCAAUAGAUGGGAUUAUCUGAAGGAGAAAUAAACAAACCCACAACGGUAAAUGAGCUGUUGUUUUUCUAUAGACGGUUUGUUUAGAAGUCUGCAAUUUUCAGGCUAAUUUUCUUGUAAUUAAAUGAUUUCUUAAAGUGA
This is a messenger RNA of Psammomys obesus (fat sand rat), 1189 nucleotides long. It is a transcript of the gene Rwdd3, whose product is annotated as RWD domain containing 3. Gene Ontology annotation, molecular function: protein binding. The record is from RefSeq and is a predicted model, not a curated record. Bases 32 to 835 code for a protein of 267 amino acids. NCBI's taxonomy places the organism in Eukaryota, Metazoa, Chordata, Mammalia, Rodentia, Muridae. The transcript is spliced from 4 exons. Gene Ontology annotation, biological process: positive regulation of protein sumoylation; positive regulation of hypoxia-inducible factor-1alpha signaling pathway.